Cylindrotheca closterium is the source of this 261-nucleotide messenger RNA. NCBI's taxonomy places the organism in Eukaryota, Bacillariophyta, Bacillariophyceae, Bacillariales, Bacillariaceae. The record is from the annotation of a GenBank genome assembly.
AUGGCAAUAAUGGGGCAAGACGUUUCGGAAGAGGCGAUGGGACUCUCAGAGCUGUUUGAUGCGGAUACUGAUAAAAAGGACAUCCUCAGUGUUCAGUCCGAUUUGGCAGAACUUUACAAGCAUCUUUCGGCUGUCAAAGUUGAAAUGAGUUUGCUGGACGAUGGCAUUUCGGCGAGUGCAAAAGCCCUCAAGAUUCGUCGAAGGACACUUUUGGACGAUCAUGCGGACACGAAACGGCGAAUGGAACAACACCUAUUUUAG